UGAAAGUGUGUCGUCAUCAUUACUCUGGUAGACUAGUUCACAGUGUUUUCUUCGUCGCUGAUCGCUUACUUCACCUGGAAGGCGAUGACGAGGAAUCCAAUGCGAAAUUAGGUCGGUCAAAAUUUCGAUUCGAUCUCUCUACUUGUUCAUUUCUCAUUCACAGAAAUUACUGAGAAGUAGUCGCAGGCCUUGAUUUUUGUUAUUGGUUUCGGACGGUGGAGCGAUAAUGGAGCCUCCUCUGCCGGCGAACUACGUCACUCUGCUCCAGCUGAAGGAGCGGUACCUGAAAGAGAAGGAGCGGGAGCGAAAGGAGAAGGAGGAGGAAGAAGAACGGAAGGAGGAGGAGGAGCGAGCGCAGAAGGAGAAGGAGGAGCGAGAACGAGAACAAGCGGAGAAGGAUCGAGCGCAGAAGGAAAAGGAGGAGCGAGAGCGAAAGGGGAACUACGUCACUCUCCUCCAGCUCAAAGAGCGGUACCUGAGAGAGAAGGAGCGAGAGCAGGCGGAGAAGGAUCGAGCGCACAAGGAGGAAGAAGAGGCGAAAUUGCGGAAGUUUCGGCCGGUUGAUCGGAGGGAGUUUCGGCCGGUUGAUCGGAGAGAGUUUCGGCCGGUUGAUCGGAGUGUUUCGGUGUGCGAGGGUGGGGAGAUGGAGGGGAAGAGCGAGAAGCCGCCGGAGGAGGAGGAGAAGAGGAAGAAGAAGAAGAAGAAUAAACGGUGGAAGAAGAAUAUUAGGGCAGAGAACGAGGAGGUGAGGAGUGAGAAGGAAGGUGUAGUAGUUCUGGUGGUUCAAGAGAGUAGCGAGAAGGCAAAUAAUGGUUUCAGAAGGAAUGGACGAGAAAGGAGAAGAGCUGGUGGUGUUGAGUUUAGGGAAAAGAGCAAGAAUGGGGAGGAGAUUGAACCAAAAGCUAGGAAUUUAUUGAUAAAUGGUGAGACUGAAAUGGGGGAUGAUAGGUUGAGGAGGCCAAAUAGCAGGAAUGUGGGUGCGAAAGACGAGAUUGAGCCGAAAGUUAGGGACUUAAGGAUGGAUGGUGAGACUGAAAGAAGGAAUGAUAGGCGGAGGAGGUCAAAUAGCAGGAAUGUGGGAGCCAAGGAAGAGAUUGAGCCGAAAGGUAGGGACUUGGGGAUGAAUGGUGAGACAGAAAGAGGGAAUGAUAGGCGGAGGAGGCCAAAUCGCAGGAAUGUGGGUGCCAGGGAGGAGAUUGAGCCGAAAGUUAGGGACUUUUCGAUGAAUGGUGAGACUGAAAGAGGGAGUGAUGGGCUGAGGGGGGCUAAGGAGGAGAGUGAGCCAAAAGUUAGGGAUUUAUCAAAGCAUGGUGAGACUGAAAGAGGGGAUAGGCUGAGGGGGCCAAAUAACAAGCAGGAGAGUGAGCCAAAAGUUAGGGAUUUAUCGAAGCAUGGUGAGACUGAAAGAGGGGAUAGGCGGAGGGGGCCAAAUAACAAGGCGGAGAGUGAGCCAAAAGUUAGGGAUUUAUCGAAGCAUGGUGAGACUGAACGAGGGGAUAGGCUGAGGGGGCCAAAUAACAAGGAGGAGUGUGAGCCAAAAGUUAGGGAUUUAUCGAAGCAUGGUGAGACUGAAAGAGGGGAUAGGCUGAGGGGGCCAAAUAGCAAGGAGGAGAGUGAGCCAAAAGUUAGGGAUUUAUCGAAGCAUGGUGAGACUGAAAGAGGGGAUAGGCUGAGGGGGCCAAAUAACAAGGAGGAGAGUGAGCCAAAAGUUAGGGAUUUAUCGAAGCAUGGUGAGACUGAAAGAGGGGAUAGGCUGAGGGGGCCAAAUAGCAAGGAGGAGAGUGAGCCAAAAGUUAGGGAUUUAUCGAAGCAUGGUGAGACUGAAGGAGGGGAAGAUAGAUUGUGGAGGCCGAAGGGCAAGAAUGUGGGUGGGAAGGAUGAGACCGGGCUGAAAGUUAUGGACUCAUCAGUGAAGGCUGAGAGUGAAGGAGGGGAUGAACGGUUGAGGAGGCCAAGUAGGUCUGAUUACCAUGGUAAUGGAAAAACUUGGGGUUACAAGAAAGAGAAGCAGAGGCAGUGGGCUGUCCUGGCUUGGGUGAAGAAGGGAGAGGUUUCUGAUGGCAAUGUUGCUGGAGUUCAAAACUGAGCAUUCUAUUUCUGGUUCAACUAGAGCGUCUUCGAAUGCAAAUUCACUGAAAUCGGCUGGCGCUAGGAGAGUGAUCCAAUACAGGCCUACAGGGGAAGUGACAUAAAUGCCAACUAAAAUUGUUGUGGUAAUGCAGUGUUUAUAGUUGAGGACUUGUAAAUGCAGUGGAAAACAUACAUCUUUCUGUUUUAUGAUGGACCUAAUCAGUAUUCAGAUAUUUUUACGAUGGACCUAAUCAAUUCGAGUUUUGAGCUAAAUGAACAAAAGAAUGAAAGAUGAUGAUCCUCCGCUACCUUUCA
Messenger RNA from Rosa chinensis, 2385 nucleotides. RefSeq names its product trichohyalin. The record is from RefSeq and is a predicted model, not a curated record. The coding region runs from base 227 to 2086 and encodes 619 amino acids. Lineage: Eukaryota; Viridiplantae; Streptophyta; Magnoliopsida; Rosales; Rosaceae. The transcript is spliced from 2 exons.